This is a messenger RNA of Penicillium roqueforti, 324 nucleotides long. RefSeq lists its product as uncharacterized. The transcript has a single exon. Bases 1 to 324 code for a protein of 107 amino acids. The record is from RefSeq and is a predicted model, not a curated record. NCBI's taxonomy places the organism in Eukaryota, Fungi, Ascomycota, Eurotiomycetes, Eurotiales, Aspergillaceae. Gene Ontology annotation, cellular component: mitochondrion.
AUGCUUACCCGCCGCAUCUUUAGCCAUGCCGGCGAGCCCUGGGAAGGGAAUAACGUUCCUCUUCAGGCUGACAUUGUGCUCAUUACCAAACUCUGGAACGAAUACUCGACCGGCCCGUGUCCGAUAUCAUUCUCUUCAGCUGAGGCUGAUUCCAUCAUACACUUGCAAAGUAUGCAAGAAGAAGUUGAUCUCCAGCUCAAACUGGUCCGCGACUUCAUUGGCGUCGGCGUGGACGGUUGGACCUCUCCGGACGCAUAUGAAGCUGCCUAUUCCUGCGCUCGUCAGAUGAAGGUUGACGGUCUUGCUUCUCUCGACACGGAGUAG